This is a messenger RNA of Capra hircus (goat), 912 nucleotides long. RefSeq names its product prolactin-related protein-1 (gene PRP1). The record is from RefSeq and is marked provisional. Gene Ontology annotation, molecular function: prolactin receptor binding; hormone activity. Gene Ontology annotation, biological process: female pregnancy; mammary gland development; response to nutrient levels. Gene Ontology annotation, cellular component: extracellular region. Lineage: Eukaryota; Metazoa; Chordata; Mammalia; Artiodactyla; Bovidae.
CCACGGUCAACAGGAGUCCUCACCCUGGGAUUAUUCUGCAAUCCCCAUGGCUCCAGCUCCCAGCUUCCGUGGACACCUGUGGACUUACAACCCUGUCCGAGGGUCCUGCCUUCUGCUGCUGCUGGUCAUGUCAAAUCUGCUCCUGUGCCAAGGCAACCCAUGCCCCUCCUGCGGUCCUGACUUGUUCGCCAUCUCCUUGAAAUCUCUUACAGACUUGUUUAUCGAUGCCACCUGGCUGUCCCACGAGUUCCAUAACGUUUCCGCAGUAAUGUUCAAGGAGUUUAAUGAAAAAUAUGCCCAGGGCAAACUGUACCAUAUCAAUGCGACCAACAGCUGCCACACGAAUUCCUUCCAUUCUCCCGAAGAUAGAUAUAAAGCCCACCAGCUGAAUAAUGAAGACCUUAGUAAGUGGACACUCGUGUUACUGUACUCCUGGAAUAAUCCUCUGUAUCAUCUGGUCAUGGAGCUGCCAAGUAUGAGAGAAUUGUCAGAGACUUUCCUAUCAAGCGCCAGGAAGAUGGAGACCAUGUCAGACAAACUUCAAGCAUUCAUAGAAAGUCAUUUCAGGAAGAUUAUUGCUGCAGUCCUGCAGACUAUGCACGAUGCUGACAGUAGCUGGUCAAGACUCCCAUCCCUGACGUCCAGCGAAGAAGAUAGGCGUCAUUCUGAAUUGUAUAACCUGUUCCACUGCCUGCGCAGGGAUGCAGGUAAAGUUGACAUGUACAUCAAGAUCCUGGCGUGCCGAACCCGCGGAACGUGCUAAAUCCACAGACAUCCCAUCCAGCUUUGAGGUGGUCAUAAUGAUCUAUCCCAUAGCAAGCUUCUUUGAAAUUUACAGCUUUUUAAUGCAUGCUCUGUCAUGGGUCUCCUCCUAAAAAAUAAACACAGACUCUUUAGAGUGUCAAAACCUAA